UCUACUCAGUGAGAGGACAGCACACGACUCAACCAGUCACCUCCUCUCUUGUUCACUCCUGUUUAAGGCUCUACUCUGGCAAUAUGGUUACAACAGGAUACACCACAAGCUGCUCACCUUUCUGGAACGAUUAAACACUCCAUUAAGGAGAAAGAAGAUCACUCAGCACUUAGGUAUGAGGUGUGCUUGAAUAAACCAGAGAGGAGUUAUUUUGUUCCUUUUAUCACUGAAGGCUAAAGUUGAGGACGUCCAAGAUGAGUCUUAAGAAGAGGAAACCGAGCAUGGUGUUCAGCUGGCACAAGUCCUUUGCCAUUCUCGCUCCAUGGAGAAAAGGUAAAGGGGACAUGGUUCUAGAGAAUGAGGUCAUACUGACAAAGAUGAAGUUCCUCAACAACUUCCCUGAGAAAAUCCUAAACGUGGAGGAUUCCAUAUCGGCCAUCUCCAUUUCAAUGUCUGAGCAAGAUAACACAGAGUCUCUUCAGGUUGAUGAGGUUGACAGUGCUGCUCCUGAGCUAACCUUACCUGAAUCAAAAACAGACUACCUUUCCACAAUUUUUACAGAUUCUGAACUCCCAAGAUUGUACAAAUUUGAAUCUGAGGACUCUGGGGUAGAGAUGACUAGCGGAGCAACAUCUCCAUCCACCCCUACAGGUUCAGAACAAAGCUUUGUCGUCCACAGUAGAGAGUCUUCAUGUGACUAUGGUAAUCUAAACUCUACUGUACCCAGCAACAGUGCUCUUGAAGAAACAUUUGACUCUUUGGAAACAGCACAAACUUCUUGUAAAUGUGCUGGACAAGAUACUUUUGCCAUUCUUGAUGACAUAAACGAGGAUGUGAAUGUUGAUUUAAUGGACAUCAGAGCAAAUUCAAAGAGGACUGAGGACAGAACCUUGAGGAACACCGAGGAAAACUGCAAGGAUGACAUAGAGAUCACAGAAGCACAAGAGGAAAUAACAGAGGCUGCAAUGGUUGAAGACACAAAGGGAACUGUAGAAGAUUAUGAUGGAAAUGCGGGACCUGAAUUUCAACAUCAGCGUUUGAGGAAAAGUACAACAAGUGACAGUCUGGAUGAGUACAUGGAGGAAUGCUGCAGGCUAAGUGAGGUAAACCAGGCAAAUCAAUCCAAUCCACUCGGGUCUGGACUGGGGUACCUGGAGCACAUCUGCCAGCUCAUAGAGAAGAUCGGGCAACUACAGGAACACAAUCUCAGACUACAGAGACAGAUCUGUGGCCUGCAAAAGGAAGGAAGAGUUAUCAAGACUAAAGAGGACUUUUUUCUGCAGCAAUGUAGCUGUGGAGCAGCUGGUCUGGCUUUCCAGGAACUAAAGAGACACUUUCGUAGUGACCACCACAGCCUGACGGCAUCAAGCAGCACUCUGUCCGACCUCAGCACAAUCCCUGAGGUCACGCGCAUCCCCCUCAGGGGGGCGACGAGAGACUCGGAGAUGGGCUACCAGCCCCUUUGGAGGCGGGGUUUAAACAGGAGGAGCUACACAGAGGGAGAGGCCAAGUACUUGAGUGACAGUGCUGAGGUUCUCUCUGCACCUCACAGACGGUUAAGUGAGAACUAUACUUGGGGCCGAGUUAAAGAACUGGUAAAGAAAACCAAACUGAGGAACCAGAGCAGAUUGGGACUGUCUUCGGGAUCCUUGAAGAGAUCGUGUCCACAGCUUUACCGGCCAGAUAUGAUGUCAUCAGAGCGGCCCAGGAUAAACAGGAACUCAAUGAUCACUCUGGGACAUCAGAAGGUGGACUAUCUGUGGCCCCAGUAGCACUAAUCAGACACUGAGCAGAUGGUCUGCAGUGGAGAUACUUUUUCAUGAAAGGACAAAGCGAGGAAUUUUGCAGUCCAGCUUGGAAAUGCAAACUGAAAGCGAAACAGAUGCAACAAAGAUGAAAAAGGAUUGAGUCUUGAUAAUAGAACUGUUGGUUUUGCUUGUACAUGAUACUAGAGGGGAUGUUUAUAUGUCGAUGGAUGUGUUAAGUUGAUCUGUUGAUGGAGCUCAAAUGUGUAAUAUGACUUGAAAUGUGCAUUUAAGAAUAUGAACUCAGAAUAAUGGUAUAUGCGGAUAAUAAUAAUAAUGUAUAGUCUAAUGUACAUUUCUUUCCAGAACAAUUUACAAUACGCUCUAAUUGUAAAAUAUUUGUAAAGAACAAAAAUUACAAAUGUUGAAUAUGCAUGCUACUGUUGCUGUUUAUCUAUCAUACAGGUAUUUCCUAAAGAGGAAUGUGUAACUUUUAUGCCACUAUUAUAAGAGUUCACUUGUGUAUGUAUAUAUCUUGUAUGUGACAAAUAUGUGAAUCCACAAGAUAUGAAACACAUGUACAGAUGAGAGUGGAAAACUCCCACGCCUGAAUUCCUAUGUCCACAUACAGUACAUACGCAUGGCUCGAAUGAUGCGCCUAAUGAUAACACUUUAAUGACUUAUGGCAUCUCAUCUGCAGAUGUUAUAUAAUGUUUGUGACCUUUCACCUCUCUCAAAGCUGAGGAAUGUGUAUGAACGUGUAAAAUGAUCCUUAGAUAUGAAAUUUUGCAGGCUUUACACAUUACGUGCCUGCAAUAUGUUACUUCUCUCCUGAUUAAAAGUGUGCAGCGAUCGGACCUAACCAAAAGUUUCCUAACGGUUUAGUGUAAACAAAUCUGCUAUGGCUGUUUUGUAUAAAAAUAACUAUGAAAUAUAAAAGCCUGUUACUUUUAAACUUGAAAAUUUCAGACAUCAAUUUAAAAAAUAAUAUCAGAAUCCUAAAUUCAACAUGUAACCACUCACCCAACGUAUAGACCAGUGUUGCAACAUUUUUCCUUGUUCAAAGCUGAGUGACGUACUACAAUUCAGAUUCGAUCGACUUAUCAGGCUGUUUUGCAGACCACCUGCAGAAAUCUUUCACACGAAACAUGCAUUGAUUUUCCAGUUAAAAAGAAUAAACUUUGCCAUCAUGAUAGUGUUUGACCUAAACACAAUGUAUGCUUGAUGUUCUGUUUCAUGAAGCAAUAACUGUUCUGUGUCUAUUGAGUAAAAUGUGUGUAAAAAUGGAUGAGUGCUGCUGAUGAAUGGCAGAUUUUGUCUGGUUAAGGACAGAAGACAACAGGCUUGUACUUAUGUUGUGCAUUGCAGCGUACCAAAUCGACAGAAUAAUUCAAUAUGCAUAUUGCAUUGUUAUUCAAAGUUAUUUUUUAAUAAAUGAAACAUGAUAUUUCUAAA
Molecule: messenger RNA, 3200 nt
Organism: Triplophysa dalaica
Lineage: Eukaryota; Metazoa; Chordata; Actinopteri; Cypriniformes; Nemacheilidae
Exons: 8
Coding region: 255-1772 (505 amino acids)
Source: RefSeq, a predicted model, not a curated record